Pogoniulus pusillus (Red-fronted tinkerbird) is the source of this 1157-nucleotide messenger RNA. It is a transcript of the gene NKAPD1, whose product is annotated as NKAP domain containing 1. The record is from RefSeq and is a predicted model, not a curated record. The coding region runs from base 154 to 1056 and encodes 300 amino acids. The transcript has 5 exons. NCBI's taxonomy places the organism in Eukaryota, Metazoa, Chordata, Aves, Piciformes, Lybiidae.
UCCCGGCCCGUGGCGGCCGCGGCUCGGGCCCCGCCGUGUGCUGCCGGGAGGAAGCAUUUCGCGGGGACCACUUCCUGCUGGCGGCGGCAGGGCAGUGCCGGUGAGCGGCCCCGGCCCGGGGGUGCCGGCGGUGGGGUGGCGGCAGGCGAGAGGAUGUCCCGGGUGCCGGUGGGCAAGGUGCUGCUGCGGAACGUGAUCCGGCACACGGGCGCGCACAACAAGAUUCAGGAAGAGACAGAAAUGUGGAAAAUAAGGGAGUGGGAGAAGCAGACAGAAGAGACUUACUGGAAAAGACAAAGCAGAAUGUUCUCAGACACCUCCAGCCGGAUGCGCAGCGACGGCUUCGACGAGGAGGGCCACAGGGCUGACUGGAGAACAAAGAACUCACAGUUUCUAGACCUGGUUGAAGAUGACCUCCUUAGGGCUCGCUCCUGGAAUAAAAAGCUGUAUGAAUGUGAAGCCAACAUGCCAGACAGGUGGGGUCACAGUGGCUAUAAAGAGUUGUACCCUGAAGAAUUCGAUACAGAUAGCGACUCUCAAGAAGGAGACAACCAAAAUGUUAUCAACGGGAAGAAGAAAUCUCAUCUGGGAAAGCAAACCGCCCGGGAGUCACACAGAAGGAAAAAGCCCAAGAAGCCACACAAGAAGAAGAAGCAAAAAAAGAGAUCCCACAAAAAGAGAAAGAAAAAGAAAAAGGAGCAGGGCAGGACAUCAUCAGAUUCAUCCCGAGAGAGUGAGUGCUCGGAAGAGGAGACCUCAAGCGCCCGCAAGGGGAAACACAAGCGCAAAAAAAAGACCAGGAAAGUGCCUGCCAGGGAACCUACCUCCUCUUCUGGGCAGGAGAGUGACUUUUCUCAUGCAAGCAGCUCAACCACCAGCAGCUCUGAGGACAGUGAAUCUGAGGAGAAAAAAGCAAAACGGCCCCCAAAAAAGAGGAAGAAACGUCACAGUUCUGCCUCAGAGAGGCACAGUGAAGUGCCAGAGAAGAAGAGCAAGAGGAAGAAUUGGAAGGUGGCCGCUGAUGAAAAGUCAGAGGAUAGCUCAGAUGAGGACUGAUGAGUCUGGGCUGCAGCUCGGACAAUAAGGCAGAGGACAGAGGCAGGUAUUUAUCUCUCAGCACUGCCCCAUGGUACAGCUUGUUUCGACACUGUGGUUCA